Fibroporia radiculosa is the source of this 351-nucleotide messenger RNA. RefSeq lists its product as uncharacterized. The transcript has 3 exons. The coding region runs from base 1 to 351 and encodes 116 amino acids. NCBI's taxonomy places the organism in Eukaryota, Fungi, Basidiomycota, Agaricomycetes, Polyporales, Fibroporiaceae. The record is from RefSeq and is a predicted model, not a curated record.
AUGUCUAGUUCUACUGCCGCUCCCUCUCUCAAGAAGUUUGUCGUUUGGGCACCAGACUCCUCAGAGCCUGACACGUUCGAGCGUCGUACAGCCAUGCGCGCUCGGCAUUUGGAGGGUGCUCGUGAACUUCGCAAGCAGGGCUUAAUCUGGACGGCGGGACCUAUGGUGGCUCCCGAUACCGUUGAUGCGCCACUUGCUGAGAAAAAGCUGAUUGGGUCUGUACUCGUUUGCGAAGCUGAUAACAUCGAAACGGUGAAGAAGGCCGUAUACUCGGAUAUUUACUACCUGGAGAAUAUUUGGGACAAGGAGAAGUUGACUAUUGUGCCUUGGCUCACCGUCAACUUAGAUUAG